Messenger RNA from Triplophysa rosa, 2640 nucleotides. RefSeq names its product centromere protein T (gene cenpt). Gene Ontology annotation, cellular component: kinetochore. The transcript has 14 exons. Bases 110 to 2467 code for a protein of 785 amino acids. Lineage: Eukaryota; Metazoa; Chordata; Actinopteri; Cypriniformes; Nemacheilidae. The record is from RefSeq and is a predicted model, not a curated record. Gene Ontology annotation, molecular function: protein heterodimerization activity; DNA binding. Gene Ontology annotation, biological process: mitotic cell cycle; chromosome segregation; kinetochore assembly.
AUCAGAUUCCAUUACGACAGCUCAACCUGCCCAUGCUCCAAAUGUUUCGGUUGGAGUGUUACACAUCCACGUUGAGGAAUAGUCUACAGUGAAAAUAAGUUAAGCAGCGAUGGAUUCGGUGGAUGAGGAUGUAUCUGCUCGGGAUUUGUUGCGGAGGGUCCUGCAUACGGAGUUACCCAGAUCUCCGGUUACCAGAAGUACGACCCAUGUACGCCGUAGUGCGAGGUUAAAUCGCACUCCUGGACUGGAGAGCCCUGCAGUCGCCCUGCGCCACAGACUCAAGCGGAAACUUCACGAGAGCACCCAGUCACCUCUGCCUCCACCUAAACGACAGAGGUCAACAGGAGGGAAGACGAAUCCUCCGGCUGUAGCCACGCCCCCUCUGUAUGACGAUGACGUCACAACCCGUGGCCUGCUUAGGGGAAUCAUUCAGAUGGACACUGAGGCGUCUUUGCUGAUGUCGGGUCAGCCUGCGGUGCAGGACGCAGAUCCAUAUCCAGACUCCAGUGUUUCCAGCGCUGGAGAGAAAACUGAAGGUCUGUCUGGAGCUGAGCUGUCUGAUCUGACCCUACACACCGAGCCUCUGACACAUGUUGUGAGGGGGCUAAGUCGCAGGAAAACGCAACGUGCCUUUAGCGUGUCUGCGUUUGAGAGACAGCUGGACGAGCUGCCAGACAAAUCCGUUGAGGAGGGUUCUGUCCCUCAGGAGAAACAGGAUGUGUCUCAGGAUUUGGAUUUCUCUGCUGGGUCUAAAAGUGGCCUGAACCUGACUUUAAAAAGCCCGUUUGUGGAAAAGCGCACUGAGAGGGCGGGGCUCAAGCGGAAGGUGACCAGUCGGAGGCUGUGUUCUGUGGAUGUGUUAGAUGAGGCAGUUCAGAAAUGCCUGGAGCAGGCCCCUCUCCCAGAUUACGCUGAGGUUCAGGAUGGAAAAACUCUAGAAGAUUCUUCAUGGCAGAAGUUCACGCUUGGCCUAAGUGACGUCACAGAACUUUACGUACAACCUGCGGCGUCAACUGUUCUGCAGAAAAAAGACGACACCGUCGUACCAGAUGCUGAGAUGGAGAGGGAUGCUGAGAACGAGGAAGAGAGUGCUCUGGAGACAGUAGAAGAGGAAAACCAAGAAAACAAACAGAAUUAUGUCGACGAAAUUCAAGAUGUUCUUGAUUCUGAAUCCGUAAUCCAAGAAAACAAAGACUGUGACGUGGAAUUGGUAUCACAGGAAGAGAUGGUUCCUUCAUCCCAAGAAGCAGAACACAGUGUGUCUUUGAGUCCUGAAGAUGACAUCAUGCUUGCUCCGACGCAGGCCAUGACCGAGUCUGCUCCUGAACCUCAGGAUGUAGAGGAACACGAUCUAGAGACUGAGGAGGACAUUGAGGAAGAGAAUGGUCGAGGGGAUUCAGAUACGUCACAGGAUUUGGAGAGGAUAACACGCAGAGCUCACCGCUCAGAGGGUGGACGUGCUUUCCUAACAGUUCCACCAGGCCAGAGAGUCACAAAGAGUUUGGGGGCUGGAUUGAACCCCAGAGAGAAAGAUCUUCUGGAGCUUGGUAACAGGAGCAGAGAGGAUGUUCCUGAUGAAGAGGUGGAACCACAGGGCAGCCUUCUGUCCCCUCCGCUGUACCCCGCAGCAGGGGUCACCACUGAGCAAAGCCCACAGCAACGUGAGGCUAGUCUGGAUGGUGAGGAUUUGCCGGUCGUUGAAGGGACAGAAUUUACCACAUCCGAGCAAAGAUCACAUGAGACUAGUCUGUCUGGAAAAGCGUUGCCGGAUACUGAAGAAGAUGAUCCCCAAGAGGUGGAAAACCAAUCAGAGGAUGAGAACAUGAUAGAUUCUGAGCCAGCCAAUCAGAGCCCUGAACCGCAUUCACCUGCUCAGGAGGAGGAGGAGGAGGAGGAGGAGGAGGAGGAGGAAGAAGAAGAAGAAGAAGAAGAGGAGGAGGAGGAGGAGGAGGAAGAUGAUGAUGAUGACGAUGCUCAUAGUGAAGAACUGUCCAUGAAAACUCCUGCUUUUGUGAAACAGAAGAAAAUGAUCGCAAGUGCUAGUGCUCAGGCCACACCCACAGUCCUUAAAGAACUGAAUUCUGGUCCCGCUCCUCAGGUUGUCAAACGACGCCCCAGACAGAAGCGUGAAACGGGUUCUGAUGUUCUGCCCAAGAGUUACGUCAUGAGCGUCUUUAAACAUUUUGCCAAAAUGAAGGUGGCCAGUGACGUCUACCCGGUCAUCAAUGAAAUUCUGAAGAAAUACUUUAAACGGCUAGCAGAAGAUCUGGAGGUUUAUGCUACUCACGCCAAACGUAAAACUAUUGAGAUUGAAGAUUUUGAGCUGCUCAUGAGAAGGCAGCGCUUUGUCACCGACAGCAUGCCUGUCAAUAUACUGAUAGAGAAAUAUCUUCCACUGGAGUAUCGCAAACUUCUCAUUCCGGUGGCAACCAGCGGAAACAAAGUCGUCCCGAAUCGAAGGAGGUGAAAAUGUAACGUCGCCCCAAGAAUUAAAGACGAUGCAGCUUGCCUAUACGCAUGUGGUCAUGUAAAUGUAUUCUUGCUUUGUUUCAAAUGCAAUGUCCUUGUGUUCUAGAAAAGGAUGCAUUGUGUAAUAUAUUGCUUUAAAAAAUAAAUUCUUUGUUCUUUGUCUUUUUUUUG